Messenger RNA from Planococcus citri (citrus mealybug), 3317 nucleotides. RefSeq names its product esterase E4-like. The transcript has 11 exons. Gene Ontology annotation, molecular function: serine hydrolase activity. Lineage: Eukaryota; Metazoa; Arthropoda; Insecta; Hemiptera; Pseudococcidae. Bases 94 to 1728 code for a protein of 544 amino acids. The record is from RefSeq and is a predicted model, not a curated record.
UACGUACUAUCUUGAAAUUCAAUGUGUAAGAACGCGAGUAGAAAAAUCAAUUCAAGUUUUUGAAGAAUAUUUACUUUUUUUCAAUUUUGGAAAAUGUCUGAAAAAGUAAUUGUUACAGUAAAUGAAGGUAAAGUACGUGGAUUUAAAACCAAAAGCGACUUUUCUGGAGUGGAAUAUUACACUUUCUUAGGGGUGCCCUAUGGACAACCUCCAGUCAGGUCGGCUCGAUUUAAGGACCCUGUUAAGGUAAAACCAUGGAACAAUAUCCUUGAUGCAACAAAUGAAAAACCAGGCUGCUUACAGUUCUCAAUCAUUAAAAGAUGUAUCAUUGGUUCAGAAGAUUGCCUGUAUAAUAAUAUUUACACACCAAAGUUGCCAUCGAAAGGAGAUCCAUUAAAAUCAGUUGUCGUAUGCAUACACCCUGGAGGCAUGUUUCAUGGUUCGCCAGAACCUUCGUAUUUUGGAGCACCAGAUUACCUCAUGCACCAUGAUAUUGUAUACGUCGCUAUGGGAUACAGACUUCACGCUUUCGGACUAUUGAAUUUAAGCAUUAAGAACUGCACAGGAAAUCAGUCUAUAAAAGACAUGAUACUGAGUUUGCAAUGGAUUAAACAGAAUAUCCAUACUUUCGGAGGUGAUCCAAAUAAUGUAACACUGAUAGGAAGCAGUAGCGGAUCAGCUUAUGUGCACUUUUUACUAUUAUCACCUUUGGCCAAAGGUUUAUACCAUAAAGCUAUUCUCAUGGGAAUGUAUGUUUUCAACCCACUGUUGGUUCAUUCACGAGACAAUAUUACGGUAGCUUACGACGUAGCUCAAUCCAUGGGUUAUAUUGGAGAGAAAGAAGACAGCAAAAAAUUGCUAAAUUUUUACAGAAAUUUAGAUUACAUACGGUUAAUUACAGCGAGAUCUGAAAAACAGUACAGUAAAAACAAACUUCAAGCUUUUCCUGCAUCACCAUUUAUACCUGCAGAAGAUGCUAGUGAAAAUUCACCGCUACCUUCAUCACCAGAAAAGUUGAUACGUUCGACGAAUCGUGUUCCUAUCAUAAUUGGAUUUUGCCAAAAGGAAUGUGCCAUGGGUGUUGCAUACCUUCAAGCAUCUCAACAGUCCAUCGCUGAUAUUUUCCAUACAGCUAUUAGUCAAAACUGUUGGGGAUGGGGAGCUAAUUUAAGUAACAGUGAAUUGAAGCAGAUACAAAAAGAAGUAGAAGAUUUUUAUUUAAAUGGAAUGCCAAUAGAAAAGGCAUCGAAAUUAAUGCUAUGUGACAUUCUUACAGAUGCUGCUUUAUCUGAUGUUUAUGAUUCUCUGAUAAACGUAAUCGCUGCAGAUCUUCCCUCAUCAGUAUUCGUUUAUAAUUUUCACUACGAUGGCGCCUUAGAUGGUAUGAAAGUGAAAAUUACAGAAAUAAUGCAAACCGAAAUAGAGGGAGCUUUUCAUGCGGCCGACUACUGUUAUUGGAGUUUUAUGGGUGAAAUUGCCGGUAAACAUGCGGAAAAAAUUCCUCCAAAAGAUCGAGAAGUGAUCGAAACAUUUACCAGUUAUUUGACUACAUUUGCCAGAACCGGCAAUCCUAAUUACGAAAAAAGAAAAUUGGACUGGAAUCCUACAACUCCCGAACAUCCUAGUCAUAUAAUUAUAGGCGAAACGCUGGAAAGGAAGGACGAGAUCCUAAACGGACAGCGAUUGGAAUUCUGGCAUAAGUUGAAAAAGAAAUACACAAAAAAAUGAAUAAAAAGUUAUUCGCGAACUGUUUUUAUUUGUACGGUGAAGACGUCAGUUCUAUUAUCCUUCAAGGUUCUGUUACGAGUAUUUUAUGGUCAUGGGCCAUAAAGUUCUCUAUGACCUUCUGCAAAGCAUACAAAAAUUCAUAUAAGCAAGUAAUACAUCCGUUUGUCAUCACCACCAACAAGUUUUUUCUGACCUUAUCUUCCUACUUACACAGCGACUCGAAACAAAUACCUUAUCACAAAGUAGGUACCUGCUGAAAAGCGGAGCUUCAUGGACUAAGGAAUCAAGACAACUGUUUUCGUAAACUUUGAGCAAUAAAGCUGAUAAAAAAAUGGCCAACUGCUUUUUUUUUGACGUGAUUAUUAAAAGGAUGGAUAUAGGUAAGUUCAUACAGCUUGGUGCAAAGUGCCAAAAUUUCUUCCUCUUCUCAACCUUUCACAGUUAAUUAGAUUAUCAUGACUAUUGUAAAAUAUGAAAACUUCACAUCCGGUGAACCGAUUUAUUCGUACGUUUAUACCUUCGAGAGUAAUUUUUCCCCGCAAAACGCCAAACAAUGGGUACAGGAAAAUUGCUCGAAUGGAUUCAUCAUUUGUGGAAUAUAUUUAUCGGUUAUAUUCACUUUGAAAUUAUACAUGCGUAAUAAACCACGAUUUGAAUUACGAAGAGCUUUGACACUAUGGAACAUUGGACUGGGAAUAUUCAGUACUUUAGGCGCACUCAGAACGGUGCCCGAAUUAUAUCAUAUGGUAUCGAGAAACAGCGUGUAUCAUUCCGUUUGCUAUCCCACGGUUGUGGAGCCGAUCAAAGCAACCGAAUACUGGGCCUGGGUAUUCACGUUAUCAAAAUUUGUCGAACUGGGAGACACGAUAUUCAUUGUAUUACGUAAACAGCCACUGAUUUUCUUACAUUGGUAUCAUCACGUCGUUGCUCUGCUCCAUACAUGGAUUGCAUAUGGGGAUAAUGUAGUUUCCUUCAGAUGGUUCAGAUCAAUGAAUUACAGUGUUCACUCGGUAAUGUAUACCUAUUACGCCUUACGAGCGUUGAGGUUUUCAAUUCCAAAACUCGUCAUGAUGUCGAUAACGUUUACACAAAUUGUGCAAAUGAUUGUAGGAUGCACUAUUACUUAUUUGGGGUAUUUUUAUUACACGAAUGAUCGACCGUGUGAAAUUUCUAAUAAGAAUAUAAUACUGAAUGCGGGUGCUUACAUUAGUUAUCUAAUAUUGUUUAGUAGGCUUUUCUACGAUUCGUAUAUCAAUUCGUCAUCUAAGAAACACUCCACUAUUUCACGUAAUACUAAAGCUAAGAAAAAGGCUUGAUUAUUUACUUUUUACAUUCGCGAUACAUCAAAAGUAAACUAGGAGCACUGAAGGAAAACUUUUGAAAUAAAAUUAAUACCCAGCAAAUUAAAAUUUAAACCUUCGUGCUUUCGGAAUUGUUUACGUAUUUUCUCAUAAUUAUUUACAUUUAGGUACUUAAUUUAAAGCCUCAAACAUAUGACCAACAGAAGUUUUACCUCAACGUGGUUAAACUAUUUUUAAAACAAUUGUACCAAUAAUAUUGAUCAUUGAAUAAAUAUUUGUAUUUCUUAA